This is a messenger RNA of Zingiber officinale, 600 nucleotides long. Its product is annotated as general transcription factor IIF subunit 2-like. NCBI's taxonomy places the organism in Eukaryota, Viridiplantae, Streptophyta, Magnoliopsida, Zingiberales, Zingiberaceae. Gene Ontology annotation, cellular component: transcription factor TFIIF complex. Gene Ontology annotation, biological process: transcription initiation at RNA polymerase II promoter; transcription by RNA polymerase II. The transcript is spliced from 5 exons. Bases 1 to 600 code for a protein of 199 amino acids. The record is from RefSeq and is a predicted model, not a curated record.
AUGUUUCUUGAUUCGCAGUUUACACUGGAAAUGAUUCAAACUAAUCCUAAUACACCCAGGAGUUACAAGUUGAACAUGUCGAAAGAUGUUGCACCAAUGUGUGUUUUUUCCAAAUCUAACCAAGGAAAGAUCUCGGUGGAGGGGAAGGUUGAGUGUAACUUUGACAUGGAACCUCAAAAUUUAAGGGCUUAUAGUAAUUUAUGCCGCGACAGAACGAACGAGGCUGCGGUUAAGACCAGAAAAGCUAAACCCUUGUUUGUUCUCGAGAAUGAUCAUGGCAUGUUCAUGAGGCCAAUGCCCGGCAUAGUUGUUGGCCAACUUCCAUCUAGUUCGAAGGAGAAGAGAAAAUUAACGCAGUCUAAACGGCAGGAUGCCAAACGAGUACGAAUGGACAAAGGAGAAAUGUUGAACAUUCUCUUUAGACUCUUCGAAAGGCAACCCAAUUGGAGGCUGAAGCAACUGGUCCUAGAGACUGACCAACCUCAGCAAUUUUUGAAAGAGAUGUUGCGCGAGAUUUGCGUGUACAACAAGAGAGGAUCAAACCAAGGAACCCAUGAGCUCAAAGGAGAAUACAAGAUUUUUGGGGGGAAUCAACAAUGA